CUGCCUUGUUCUGUUCUGCUCAGCUCAGCCGGGGAGCGCUGCUGCACGAACAUUCACACAACAACGCAAGCUUUGCGGGAGAGCGGCCGCUUCGUGCCGUGAUGCAGCACCCCUCGCCAAAGAAGCCGUGAUCGCAUCGCAGGACGCGACGGAUUCCACGGGUGGACAGCAGUUAGGGUGCAGGACAUGCCUGGGAAUACAUUCUGAAUGAUUGAAGAUUGCAGGUGGAGAGGUGACAACAUGGCAGACAGAAGGCAGCUGUAUGUCGAGAUGAGGGCACAGGAUUUGGACUCUAUACGCUUGUCAACAUACAGAACAGCUUGCAAACUCCGCUUUGUGCAGAAGAAAUGCAACCUACAUUUGGUUGAUAUUUGGAACGUCAUUGAGGCUUUCCGAGAGAAUGGUUUGAACACCAUGGACCUCAACGCUGAGCUCGCUGUGGCUCGUCUUGAAGUGGUACUGUCCACCCUCUUCUACCAACUUAACAAGCGCAUGCCAACUACUCACCAGAUCAUAGUGGAGCAGUCCGCCAGCUUGCUGCUCAACUUCCUGCUGGCAGCCUAUGACCAGGAAGGUCAUGGCAAAAUAUCUGUUUUUGCUGCAAAGAUGGCCCUUGGCUCGAUAUGUGGAGGGAAAAUUAUGGACAAAUUAAGAUAUAUAUUUUCCCAGAUAUCAGAUUCUGCUGGAAUAAUGGUGCACUCGCAGUUUGACCAGUUUCUGCGAGAGGUUCUGAAAUUACCCAUGGCGGUGUUUGAGGGACCUUCUUUUGGCUACACCGAGCAAGCUGCACGGGCAUGUUUCACUCAGCAGAAAAAGGUCUCCCUCAACACAUUCCUUGAUACGCUGAUGUCAGACCCGCCCCCUCAGUGUUUGGUGUGGUUGCCUCUCAUGCAUCGGCUCGCUAAUGUUGAGAACGUGUUUCACCCGGUCGAGUGCUCCUACUGCCAUACUGAGAGUAUGAUGGGCUUCCGCUACCGCUGCCAGCAAUGUCAUAAUUACCAGCUCUGUCAGGACUGCUUCUGGAGGGGGCAUGCCAGUGGUUCCCAUAGCAACCAGCACCAAAUGAAGGAGUACACGUCAUGGAAAUCCCCAGCUAAGAAGUUAUCCCAUGUCCUCAGUAAGUCAUUGAGCUGUGCAUCCAGCAGAGAGCCCCUUCACCCCAUGUUUCCUGACAUACCAGAGAAACCUCUCAACCUCGCUCACGUUGUAGACACGUGGCCACCAAGACCAGUGAAUAUAACCAACGACUACUCACUGUCCCACUCCAUGCCUACGUCAGGGAACCCUUACUCCACCAAAAACCACAAUAACGAUCCUUGGCAAAAAAAGUUCCUGUUUGGUGCUGCUCCACAGCUGUUAAAAGGGAAAGGAUUGAACUACAACCUCGACGUUGCCGAUAGACUUGCUGACGAGCAUGUUCUUAUUGGCCUCUAUGUGAAUCUGCUCCAAAACAGCCCCAAAUCAUGUUUGCUGGAAAGUAGUAACCAUCAAGACGAGGAGCACAGUCUCAUUGCUCGCUAUGCUGCUAGGCUGGCUGCUGAUGCUGCGGCUCAACAGCAGAGGGUCCCCACAGACCUCCCUUACUCUCUGGAUGUCAACAAACAGCAAAGGCAACUCAUUGCAGAGUUGGAGAACAAAAACAGGGAAAUCCUGCAGGAAAUCCAGAGGCUGCGUCUUCAGCACGAGGAAGCUUCCCAGCCGCCACCUGACAGGGGUCAGCAGAACCCCACCCUGCUAGCCGAGCUACGACUUCUCAGGCAACGCAAAGAUGAGCUCGAACAAAGAAUGUCAUCUCUGCAGGAGAGUCGCAGGGAGCUCAUGGUGCAGCUGGAGCAACUAAUGAUGCUUCUCAAGACUCAGGGUCCUGGCUCUCCACGCUCCUCUCCCAGCCACACCAUCAGCCGGACGAUCCCCACGCCAAUUCACUCGGACUCCGCCGGCACCACCCCGACUCACACACCUCAGGACUCGCUUAUGGGCGUGGGAGGGGACGUUCAGGAGGCCUUCGCUCAGGGUCCGAGGAGAAAUCUGAGAAACGAUCUUCUCAUUGCUGCUGACUCCAUAACCAACACAAUGUCAUCCCUUGUUAAGGAGCUAAAUUCAGAGGGUGGCAGUGAGACAGAGAGCCUCUUGGAUUCUGACUUUGGACGCUGUGACCUGAUGGCUACGACUUCGUCAGACUUUUACUUCACAUAUAAACCAAGGCCUGUUAGAGCACGAGAAGAAGAAAGUUUUGAAAACAGUCUGGAGCAGCAGCUAGAAGAUGAGCUGAAGUUGGAAGAGCUUGUGAAGCACAGACCAGAGACAGACAAAACCUGCUUGAUGACAAUGGAGCAGUGACUUUGGCACUCCAGGUGACUGGUAAGCAAUACAGAAAGCAACAACAGUAGAGGACACUGGAGAAGCAACACUGGGCUAAAGAAAAACACGCUGCACUGAAGACAUGAAGAAUUCAACCUGUGCUAAAUCCAACCAUAGAAAUGCUACAUUUCUGUAAAGAUCUAUUUUUUAUCCAAGCACAUAUUUAAAGGUAAUACUGUGAGCUGGUGUGAAGAGAUUAAAAACUGAGCUUUCUAUUACACCACAGGUGCCAUAAAAACACCCUUACUUCUGGACUUUUAUUUGAGCUUUUAUUUGACUUGUUUAGAAACCAUACACUGUAAGUAAAAGAUGGAUGACUACUUUCUUUCACAAUCUUAUAUUUUUCUCUCAAGGAAUAAAAGCUGAAAUGUAAUUUUAUCAACUGAUUUUAAGUCAGGAACAUGAGACUGCUUUUGGCAUAAGGUUUGUUUAAGUG
Molecule: messenger RNA, 2797 nt
Organism: Cyprinodon variegatus (sheepshead minnow)
Lineage: Eukaryota; Metazoa; Chordata; Actinopteri; Cyprinodontiformes; Cyprinodontidae
Gene: dtna
Product: dystrobrevin alpha
Exons: 23
Coding region: 208-2340 (710 amino acids)
Biological process (GO): synaptic signaling
Cellular component (GO): plasma membrane; synapse
Molecular function (GO): zinc ion binding
Source: RefSeq, a predicted model, not a curated record